GGUCCAGGAGCUUCUUCGUGUGGUUACGGAAACUUCAUGGAACUGGGACCUCUAGAUGUGAACUUAAAACCUCGUAACACGACAUGGGUUAAAAAUUCAAAUAUCCUCUUCAUUGACAAUCCAGUAGGGACUGGAUUUAGUUAUGUAAAAAAUUUAUCGGCUCUUACAAAGAACAACUCCCAGAUAGCUGAUGACCUUGUGAUCCUCAUGAAACAAUUCUUCCAGAAAGUACCAGAAUUUCAGAAAUCUCCUUUGUACAUCUUCUCAGAGUCUUAUGGUGGAAAAAUGGCUGCAUCUUUUGCCUUAGCACUCUACAAGGCAGUGAAGUCUGGAAAGAUAUCUUGUAAUUUUCAAGGAGUUACGUUUGGUGAUUCUUGGAUUUCUCCUAUUGAUUCUGUAGCAACCUGGGGUUCAUAUUUGUACACUGUGUCUAUGGUGGACAAGCAAGGACUAGAAGUGAUUAAUGCAAGUGUACAAGAUAUCCGUCAGUCCAUGGCCAAAGGUCAGUAUGUGAAUGCAACAGAGUUAUGGUCAAGAACUGAAGAUAUUGUGGAAAAGUACACCAAUGGCAUUGACUGGUAUAACAUAUUAUCCAAUGUGGGUGAACAACCAAAACCUAUGGUGGGAAGUCUUCCUCCUAACCAUAUACUGCACAAAUCCUAUAUGCGACAUGUGGGUAAUCUGAGCAGUGACCCUUUAUUCAAGUUGAUGAAUGGAAAAAUCAAAGAAAUGCUUCGUGUAAUCCCAAAGAAUGUCACAUGGGGAGGUCAGUCAGGGGCUGUAUUUGAUGCCUUAAAAGGAGAUUUCAUGAAACCUGUCACUGACGUUGUGGACAUCCUGCUGAACACCACAGAUUUGAAAGUUGUUGUGUAUAAUGGUCAGUUGGAUCUGAUUGUUGAUGCUCCAGGUACAUUACAGUGGAUUGACAGUCUCAAAUGGCCAGGUAUAAAUGGUUUCAAGAAAGCCGAGCGUACUCCGAUUGUCUUGAAAGGCCAACGCACAGGAGGUUUUGUCCAAUCUUUCAAGAACUUCCAGUUUUUCCAAAUACUGAAGGCAGGUCACAUGGUACCCACUGAUGCUGGGGAAGCAGCCUUGAAGAUGCUUACUAUGAUAACAAGGAACAAAUAAAAUAUAUCAGAAUUCAAUGCAUGCAAUGAACCUAGACUAAUGACUAUGAAGAAUAAGUAGUUAAACUUAGAACUACAGCUUCAUCUGCAUGACUGCUUAAAUGAUAGUUGUUUUAUUAUUAUUAUUUUUUUUCUUGUGUUAUUUUGGUAUAUGCCACAGAAAAAAAAAGAAUAUGAAAAAGAGCUUACAGCAACGUUUUAAAUGUACAGAAGUACAGUUUUUGCCAAAGAUUGUGUAAUUACAUAUCGAUGUGAUUUUUCUUUUUAUUAUUUGUAAGUUAAACAUAUAGUCACAGUAUUUAUACAAAAACUGUUUUCAUUCUUUAUAAUACCUAAGAAUUACAUGAAAAAUUAACUUACAAAACAUAGAUAUAAACACAAUAAUUCUAAAUGUGAUUUGUGUUAAAGGUUUUAGAAAUUUUUAAUA
Molecule: messenger RNA, 1554 nt
Organism: Limulus polyphemus (Atlantic horseshoe crab)
Lineage: Eukaryota; Metazoa; Arthropoda; Merostomata; Xiphosura; Limulidae
Product: retinoid-inducible serine carboxypeptidase-like
Exons: 11
Coding region: 37-1128 (363 amino acids)
Biological process (GO): proteolysis
Molecular function (GO): serine-type carboxypeptidase activity
Source: RefSeq, a predicted model, not a curated record